AUGCGCUCCCAAACUUGCAUCGGCUUUAAACCUUGCAUAGGGGAUGAUUUGUUUCAGUUGAUUAUGUGCAUCGGAUUUGCUGUCGAUUUGUCAGCUCAUAUUGCUUACGCCUAUUCCCAAGCCUACGGAACAGCACAUGAACGUGCGAUAUACGCGCUGGAGACACUUGGCUGGCCUGUGUUUUUGGGUGCCACUUCAACUAUAUCGGGCAUCACGGUACUGACGCUGGUCGAUUCCUAUAUUGUGCAAAUCUUCUUCAAGACUGUCUUUCUCGUGGUUUCGUUCUCAAUGCUACACGGACUACUUUUUCUUCCUGUACUGCUCAUACUGAUAAUUCCAGAAAAAAGGAAGUAUGAGCCACGCGAAACGGGAUACUGCGCUAGCAGAGUUGUUUUCACCUGCGACAGUCCGAAAAAUGCGAAGAAGGCGUCCUUCAGCGAGCAGUACACAGACGACCCUCUCGAAGAUGCCGAGAUUGGCAGCCCUGCAAAGGGACCGUCGCUUAAUCAACCUUCUGAUGAGGACAUAGUGAAGGCAACUGUUGACAUGAUUUCAGGUAAAGUUAUCACUCCUGACAGCGCUUCUACGCGAUAA
Molecule: messenger RNA, 594 nt
Organism: Haemonchus placei
Lineage: Eukaryota; Metazoa; Nematoda; Chromadorea; Rhabditida; Trichostrongylidae
Source: the annotation of a GenBank genome assembly